AUGCUUCUUAAGGAUACAUCGAGAGUGUGGCGACUACGCUAUUAUUCGAUAUCUGUGGGAACGUCAGAUUACGUCUUGGUGGAGGCGUGGGCAGAGGUGGAGGUGGAAUAUAUGACAAAGCUAACCGCGGGGAUUCGCCUGGGAAGAAGCCAAAAGCCCCAAUCCUUUUGUGCGAACAGUAGAUCUGCUUCGAUUGCAUCUAAUUCGUCUAGAGAGCCGAUAGGCAUAUCGCAGGUAUCUGUUGUAGGGGCAUUAGCGCCUUCGCUCGUUUCUAACGCUGGUACAAGGGUGGACUGUAUGAGAGUUGGGGCUGGAGUCUCUGUGGGAUCAUUGAAGGCUCUCGGCCCCUGGUUGAUAGAGGAGGUGGUUGAUGAGAUGGCCGUGAUUGCUGUUGAGGUUGUUGUACUUGUUGCGGUUGGUGAGGGAUAUGUGAAUGCUGGCCACUGGGCACUCUCGAACGGAUAUAGGGGUAUCGAGAUUGAGAUGGAUGGAGAAACGCAUAUGCAGGAUGAUCCAUUAUCGGGGCCAUGA
Messenger RNA from Lobosporangium transversale, 531 nucleotides. RefSeq lists its product as hypothetical. NCBI's taxonomy places the organism in Eukaryota, Fungi, Mortierellomycota, Mortierellomycetes, Mortierellales, Mortierellaceae. Bases 1 to 531 code for a protein of 176 amino acids. The record is from RefSeq and is a predicted model, not a curated record. The transcript has 3 exons.